This is a messenger RNA of Brassica oleracea var. oleracea, 712 nucleotides long. RefSeq lists its product as uncharacterized. NCBI's taxonomy places the organism in Eukaryota, Viridiplantae, Streptophyta, Magnoliopsida, Brassicales, Brassicaceae. The transcript is spliced from 4 exons. Gene Ontology annotation, cellular component: nucleus. The record is from RefSeq and is a predicted model, not a curated record. The coding region runs from base 1 to 450 and encodes 149 amino acids. Gene Ontology annotation, biological process: regulation of DNA-templated transcription.
AUGUUUUUUACAAGGUGGUUCAAUGUUCUUGGAGACUGUCUUGCCCAAUCCGAAGUUAAGCUUGAUGACUUCCCUCCUCAGAUGUUUCAAAAAGGCAUUUCUGAGUAUGAGGAGAUGGGUUCAUCGCAAAGGCUGAAACUUUUGAAUUUCUUGUGCGAUGAAACGCUUAGCACAACGGUGCUGAGGGAUUGCCUUGCUAAUCCUGAAUCUGUUGAAAGGAAAAAGGAAGCAAAAGAAAAGUUGAAUGCAGCAAAAGCUAACGAGCAAAAACUAUAUCAGAAGUUAGAAGAUGAGUUCUCCAAAGCUCAAGCAGAGAAUAAUGGGGUUGAGUUGGCAAUUAAACAACGGCUUGCAAUUGUAUCACAAAUGGAAGCUGAAUCUGAACUAGUCUUUGCCGGAAUGCAAAACGCGUUAAAAAUGCAAAAUAUAAUUCUGAAUUCAUGUGAUUGAUUGUUUAUAACAAUGGUUUAGGGGCUUAUUUUUUAUAAUUGCUUUCGCAGAAAUUCAAGAAUAUGAUGAUGUUCUUAGAACCAGCCCGGUCGAAUUGGAUGACAAUGGUCUUACUCUCUGGAAACUGAAGUCGUACAACAAAGAACCAAACAUUUUACUUCAAGAUUUAGGAAGCUGGAGUGACGUAUGUCCUCAUGAAAGGUGGUUUGCGUUUAGCCCUGAGCAAAAACCACAAGUAGAGAAGUAUAUUGCUUGCAAAAAG